Thermothielavioides terrestris NRRL 8126 is the source of this 1343-nucleotide messenger RNA. RefSeq lists its product as uncharacterized. The transcript has a single exon. Gene Ontology annotation, biological process: rRNA processing; ribosomal large subunit assembly. Bases 86 to 1072 code for a protein of 328 amino acids. Gene Ontology annotation, cellular component: nucleus. Gene Ontology annotation, molecular function: nucleic acid binding; 3'-5' exonuclease activity. The record is from RefSeq and is a predicted model, not a curated record. Lineage: Eukaryota; Fungi; Ascomycota; Sordariomycetes; Sordariales; Chaetomiaceae.
UCUCGAAAUCUCAUGCUUCAACCUUAAUGACCACAUAAACAAUGCAAAAACUCCACCCGCAAUGACCGCUGAGACAUAGCCAACCAUGACCGCCGAACUGUCGUCCAAUUGGAAGAAGCUGCAAGCCAAGAUCAAAGCCGAGUCAGCGUCAAAGCCAUCGGCGCCCAAGAGAAAGGCUGCAGACGGCGACAGCCUGGAUGCCCCUCGGAAGAAGCUGAAAACGAACUCGGCUCCGCCAUCAAAGCGAACUCCUAAAAAUCCCGCUAAACCAAAGCCCUCUCAGCCAAAGAGCAAAUCUCCCAUGGGCAACACGCAGUCGUCCAAGAUCGACUUGGUACCCCCGAAGCACGGCGUGUCCCCCUCGCUUGCCCUUUGGGCUGCCGACAACGACAUCUCUCCGGAAUCCAUAGCCGAAGCAUACGGCCUCGGACUACGGUCCAACUCGCUGCUGUCCACGGACAACCCGGCCCGGCCCAACGAAGGGCUCGCGCCCAACGUGGAGGUAGGCAAGUACGUGGCCAUCGACUGCGAGAUGGUCGGGACCGGCGAGGGCGGGUACGACGAUGCGCUCGCCCGCGUCAGCGUGGUGGACUUUCACGGGAGGCAGGUGUACGACUCGUACGUGCGGCCGCGGGAGCGCGUCACCGACUGGCGGACCCAUGUCAGCGGCGUGGGGCCGAAGCACAUGGCGAAGGCCAGGACGUUUGACGAGGUGCAGGGGCAGAUUGCUGAGCUGUUGCGAGGGAGGAUCAUUGUCGGGCACGAUGUCAAGCACGACCUGCGGGUUCUUGAGUUGGACCAUCCCUCGCGGCAGAUCCGGGACACGGCCAAGUUUGGAGGCUUCAGAAAGUACGGGAACGGGCCGAAACCGGCGCUGCGGGUGUUGGCACGGGAGAUCCUGGGUGUCGAGAUCCAGACCGGACAGCACUCGAGCAUAGAGGAUGCGCGGGUUGCGAUGCUGCUCUUCAGGAAACACAAGUCGGCGUUCGACAUGGAACACGCCAAUCGGUACCCUGACGAAACGAGACCGAAGCCGAAGAAAACCAAGGGGAAAAAGACGAAGAGGCGCUGAACUAACACCUACGCUAUGCUACGCGAUGCCAUGCCGUGCCAUUCAAGCCGAUCUGCUCUUGCCCAAUUGAAACUGGUCUCCAUGUCCCCCCAAAACAUGUCCUUCUCUGAGACACCCGCCUCAUGUCCGCCAUCCAUUGAUGCUCUCGCGCUCGCCCCUAGAGCGGGAUGCCCUCCAUCAGCUCCACGGCGCCCUCCCGUCCAACGGUGAUGAUGACGUCUCCGAGGGUCUUGGUCACGAAACCCGCUUCACAAUAUGCGAAGUAAUACUG